AUGGAAACUGGCGACCGCAUGUUAUGCCAUGCCUGUGGCGGGGUUUGGAUCAAAGGCGAUGAUUUGACGUGCCCGCAUUGUGAAUCCGACUUCACAGAAAUAGUUGAGAUUCCCCCAGAACUGCCUUCUGAAGGUUCCCCCUCACACCGUGCCGACUCCCCGCCGCCGCGCGCCAACCCGUGGAUGGACCACAAUCCAUGGGAACGAGACACACAAGAACGGCAAAUCCCUGGGUUUCUCGGAAGUGAAACUCCUCCAUAUUCCUCGUUGCGUACCUAUAGAUCGCCCGACGGCCGUUUCUCGUUCAGCAGCGCAACACUUGAGACUGGAAUGCCUGCUGGUCAGCGCAACAAUGGCCCGAACCCUAUGGUUCCAAUGAUGAUGCAAAGCUUCGACACAAUUUUACAGAAUUUAAUGGAACCAAACCCUCGCGGGUACAGGGGAUUCGGAGAGGACCCCUUCCAUCCUCAGUCAUCUACAUCUCCCGACUGGCUCGAGGACGACCACCUCACAGGUCAUCACCCAGGCCUAUUUCCCCGCAAUGCAGAUGCGGCGCAACAUAGUAACCGCAAUCCGAUGGACAUAAAUGAGAUCAUGGAUGCCAUUCGCGCUGACAUUGGGGUACAAACUACGCGACGUUCCCGUGGAGCUCGUGGCCUGGGCAACCCACAUGCUCUUUCGAUAUUGUCCGCCAUUCUCAACAUGAGUCGAAGCGGGGAUGCAGUAUAUUCGCAGGAGGAGCUCGACCGAGUCAUAUCACAACUGAUUGAGACUAAUGGAGGGACCAGUACUGCGGCACCCCCAGCAUCAGAUGCUGCCGUUCAAGCUUUGCCAAAGAAGAAGGUUAAUGAAGAGAUGAUGGGAUCUGAAGGGAAAGCAGUGUGUUCAAUAUGCAUGGAUAACGUUGAACUCGGCUUGGAGGUCACUGUGUUACCAUGCACGCACUGGUUUCAUUUCAACUGCAUCCAUGCGUGGCUGACCCAACAUGACACUUGUCCACAUUGCCGGCGUAGCAUCAAUACAAACAUACCAGGCAGGGAAGGCACCUGCGAGAAUCCGGUAGUGAUCCAGGAUAGUCCUGACCAACCGAGAUCCCCGCGGCGUCACAGUUCUGCUCGCACUACGCGCAGCGGUCAAUCCUCGUUAUCUUCAUUGCAGACUCGACUUUCCCCGCGGAUUUCACCACGCCAGUCCCCUACGCCGGAGGGGGGCAAUCUAGCAACCGACGGUCCAGCCGAGGUGAGGGUGGCAGUGGAGGGGGAUUCACUAAUUGGUUUACGAACCGAUUUGGAAGCAGCGCAUGAGGAUAAUUAA
Penicillium crustosum is the source of this 1314-nucleotide messenger RNA. Its product is annotated as RING-H2 finger protein. The record is from RefSeq and is a predicted model, not a curated record. Bases 1 to 1314 code for a protein of 437 amino acids. Gene Ontology annotation, biological process: protein ubiquitination. Gene Ontology annotation, molecular function: ubiquitin protein ligase activity. Gene Ontology annotation, cellular component: cytoplasm. NCBI's taxonomy places the organism in Eukaryota, Fungi, Ascomycota, Eurotiomycetes, Eurotiales, Aspergillaceae. The transcript is spliced from 4 exons.